Gadus morhua (Atlantic cod) is the source of this 7078-nucleotide messenger RNA. It is a transcript of the gene lats2, whose product is annotated as large tumor suppressor kinase 2. Gene Ontology annotation, cellular component: nucleus; spindle pole. The record is from RefSeq and is a predicted model, not a curated record. The transcript is spliced from 9 exons. Lineage: Eukaryota; Metazoa; Chordata; Actinopteri; Gadiformes; Gadidae. Gene Ontology annotation, molecular function: ATP binding; protein binding; protein serine/threonine kinase activity. Gene Ontology annotation, biological process: regulation of organ growth; positive regulation of apoptotic process; hippo signaling. Bases 762 to 4196 code for a protein of 1144 amino acids.
GGAAUGUGAACUAUGCAGUAAGAGUCCAACUUUGUACUGCAUUCUCAAUCUGCCUACAGUGGCAGGAAAAUGGAGCCUCGUUUUAUCGUAUUUACCAGGGCCCUCCCACACAAAUAACUUCAAAUUCGCGCGACACGAUCAGUAAACACAACUAGGACACGAAGUUUCCGAAGAAGGAGUCUUUUUUUGGGAUUUUACCCUCGAAUCAAAGUUACUCGGGUCGCCUUUUUCACAUGGCCCAGCAUGGCAGCCCGGUGGCCAGGCUGCCGAAGUCUCCACGCCACCCUCUAGCCUCUGAGAGUCACUGCGAACGUCAGCCCUGAGCAGUGCAUCAUGGGAAGCCUGUAGUCCCAGACCAGCACCAGUGGAGCAGGGGAUUGAGGAGAAAAGGACUCUAGUUUAACUCCAGAUACGCAUGGAUACAGCCAGGAGAAAGGGGGAAGAGUCAACAGUGAAAGUAGCCCUCUAAUGUAGAAAGCUUACAUAGCCAAGGUCCUCAAGCACUAACAGACCGACACAAGGUGGCAGUGCAGUUCACGGCCUCCGGCCAACUCGCCACAGCCCAAGCCAAGACGCCUCGGACCCUACUCUACUUGCCAUAGUCCCUAGUUGCGGACCCUAUCCAACUAGCUGCCGCCCAUAGGUAAAUAGCCAACUAGCUGUGGUCUGUAGCCAACGAGCCAUAACCCCUAACCAACUAGCUAGCCGAGGUCCCUAACCGAUUGGCCAACUGCGGCGUCAAGCAGCGAGUAGGGGGCGCCAUGCGGCCCAAGACGUUUCCAGCAGCACCGUACGUGGGCAACACGCGGCAGCGACUGCAGGAGAUCAAGGAAGGUCUGAAGCAGCCGGCGAAGCUAGUGAGCCAGGCACUGCACGGGGGCAGCUCACGGUCAGACGGCCAGGGGAAGGACACUGCCAGCAGGCAGCAGCAGCUACGGCCCCCCCAGAAGUUCAACAACUACCAGAAUGCACUGCGAGAGAUCCGCAAGUCGCUUAUGCCCUUCGCCAACGACUCUGGGCCCUCGUCGGGGUCAGGCCCCGCCCCCUCUGGCUCUGGCGAUGUCAACCGACAGAUGUUGCAGGACCUGGUGAACGCUGGCUGUGACCAGGAGAUGGCGGUGCGUGCUCUGAAGCAAACGGGCAGCAGGAACAUUGAGGCCGCGCUGGACUACAUCAGUAAAAUGGGCUACCUGGACCCUCGCACAGAGCUGAUAGUCAGGGUCAUCAAACAGACCUCCCCAGGUAAAGGGGGAAUGCCGAGCUCCAUGGACCACCGGCCCCCCAUGGAGGGGUCGGGGGAGGUGGUGCCCAUGCCCCCUUACCACCAGAUGGGGGCCCCCAUGUACGAGGGCCCUGCGUCCUACGGCCCCGAGGGGGACCUGCCCCGGCCCUACAUGGGAGCCCCGCCCGUCAUGAACUACAUGAUGCCCCCGUCCCCACAGGGCCCCAUGGGGCGGCCCCCCAGCAUGGGCUCCUACCCCUCCGCCAUGCCCGGCCCCAACCCCCCGGGCAGCGGCCUGUACCCUCCUGGGGCCCCCCAGAAGGGGUACCCCGGAGCCCUCGAGCAACACGGGCCCCUGAUCAGCUACAACAUCCCCGGCCAGCCGCUGCAGCUCGCGCCGCCGCCAGCAGGGGGCCCCGGGCCGGGCCCCCACUACGACUACGGCCCCCCCCGGCCCCACAUGAUGGAGCAGGGAGGGUACGGCGUGAAGCGCAGCGCGUCCUUCCAGAACAAGAUGGCCCCGCCCGAUGGCUAUGUGGGCAUGCAGGGAAAGGGCCUGUACCUGCCCCCCCACGCCCACCCCCGCCAGCCCAGCCCCACGUCCCACCAGGUCCACAUCAUGUCCCGCUCCCCAGGGGCCGGCCCCUCCGUCCUGGGGCCCGACUUCCCCGACAUCCCCCCGGGCCUGAUGACCCCAUCCAGGGCCAGCCUCAACCUGGACCUCUACGACCACCACUGGGGGUCCGAGGGGGCCCCGCCUCCCAGGCAGCCCCAGUCCCAGGGGCCCUUCAGAGGGGAGGUCCGGGUCCCGAGCCGGACCAAUUCAUUCAACAGCCGCUCGGCCGGCCCUAUCACCGCCCGGCCCCCCAUGGCCCCGCCCCCCACCGACCCCUCCCUCGGGCCCCCCAACACCAUCACCGCCGUCACCUCGCCGCCCAUCCAGCAGCCCGUCAAGAGCAUCCGCGUGUUGCGCCCGGAGCCCAAGACGGCCGUGGGGCCCUGCCACCCCGCCUGGAUGGUGGCCCAGGGGCCGGAGGGGAGCGAGGCCCUGGGGUACGUCCCAGAGGAGUCGUACUCCCUGGAGCCGGCCCAGGACACCCCCCGCUGCCCGCCUCCCCCCUACCCCAAGACCCUGGACGGGCCGGGGGCGAUGUGUGGCCCCGGGGAGCCGCUCCCCGCCUCCAGGGCCGUGCACGGUGGGGGCGCGGGCAGCGGGGGAAGCGGGGGGAAGGCGGAGGAGAGUCACGGCAAGGAGAAGGCCAAGGCGGGGAAGGCGGAGAAGGCGCUCAAGGACAAGAAGCAGAUCCAGACGUCCCCGGUGCCGGUGAGGAAGAACGGCCGCGACGAGGAGAAGAGGGAGUCCCGCAUCAAGAGCUACUCUCCCUUCGCCUUCAAGUUCUACAUGGAGCAACACAUCGAGAACGUGAUGAAGACCUACCAGCAGAAGCUGAACCGACGCCUGCAGCUGGAGCAGGAGAUGUCCAAGGCCGGCCUAUCAGAGGCUGAGCAGGAGCAGAUGAGGAAGAUGCUGAACCAGAAGGAGUCCAACUACAACCGUCUCCGGCGAGCCAAGAUGGACAAGUCGAUGUUUGUGAAGAUCAAGACACUGGGCAUCGGUGCGUUCGGGGAGGUGUGUCUGACUCGCAAGGUGGACACCAGCGCCCUAUACGCCAUGAAGACCCUGCGCAAGAAGGACGUGCUCAACCGGAACCAGGUCGCGCACGUGAAGGCGGAGCGGGACAUCCUGGCGGAGGCGGACAACGAGUGGGUGGUGCGUCUGUACUACUCCUUCCAGGACCGGGACAGCCUGUACUUCGUCAUGGACUACAUCCCCGGGGGGGACAUGAUGAGCCUGCUCAUCCGCAUGGGCGUCUUCCCUGAGACCCUGGCGCGCUUCUACGUGGCGGAGCUGACGCUGGCCAUCGAGAGCGUGCACAAGAUGGGCUUCAUCCACCGCGACAUCAAGCCCGACAACAUCCUCAUCGACCUGGAUGGACACAUCAAGCUCACCGACUUCGGCCUGUGCACGGGCUUCCGCUGGACACACAACUCCAAGUACUACCAGAAGGGGAGUCACGUGCGGCAGGACAGCAUGGAGCCCAGUGACUUCUGGGACGAUGUGUCCAACUGUCGCUGUGGCGACCGCCUCAUGACCCUGGAGCAGCGGUCGACACGGCAACACCAGCGUUGUCUCGCCCACUCGUUGGUGGGCACGCCCAACUACAUCGCACCGGAGGUCCUGCUGCGCAAAGGUUACACCCAGCUGUGUGACUGGUGGAGUGUGGGCGUCAUCCUGUUUGAGAUGCUGGUGGGCCAGCCGCCGUUCCUCGCCCCCACCCCCACAGAGACCCAAAUCAAGGUGAUCAACUGGGAGAGCACGCUGCAGGUGCCCCCGCAGGUCAAGCUCAACCCCGAGUCGGUGGACAUCAUCGCCCGCCUCUGCUGCUCGGCGGAGGAGCGCCUGGGCGGGAACGGCGCCGGCGAGAUCAAAGCCCACCCCUUCUUCCACCAGACGGACUUCUCCGCCAACCUGCGGCAGCAGCCGGCGCCCUACCGGCCCAAGAUCUCCCACCCCAUGGACACCUCCAACUUCGACCCGGUGGAGGAGGAGGGCGGGCCGGGCGCGUGGAGCGACAGCGGCGACAGCGCCCGGGCGUGGGAGGCGCUCUGCCUGCCGCACGGGAAGCACCCCGAGCACGCCUUCUACGAGUUCACCUUCCGCCGCUUCUUCGACGACAAUGGAUGCCCCUUCCGCUACCCCAAGCCCCCCGAGGCCGCCCAGGCCCCGCCCAGCGAGCGGCCGGCCAAUCGCACGGGCCCGGAAGAGAGGGGGGAACACGAGGAGGAGGAGGGGGGGGAGGAGGAGGAUGACGACGAUGACGACGAUGAGGACGACGACGACGACGAGGAGGACGAUGAUGAGGAUGACGAUGAGGAGGAGGAAGGGGAGGGUUGUGAGCCGGUGUAUGUGUAGAGGCCAGCCUUUGAUUGGCUGCCCGGUUUGGUGGGCGUCUCUUAUAAUCGAUGGGUACCUUGGUCCUCUGCCAAAGCAUUUCCUCGAGGCGUGUGCGUGCGUGAGUUCCUAUCUGUAUGUGUAAGUGCACAGACAUGCAGGAGACAUGAAUCGUUGUGUUUUAAAAACACAAAGUGUGUUGCUUUGAGUGACUUGAGGUCAAGGGUUAACUCUAUGUAGUUUUGACCGAUGGGGGGAAAAGGUGCAGAAAUGGAGGGACAGAUGUGUCCUCCUUCUCCCCUACCCCCGGUUUUCCCACACAGGAAAGCGACGGACUGGAGUUUCCUGCCCUGCCAGAUUUAAUCCUGGACUCAAAUGGAUGAACACUUUGCAUGCUGGGAAACUAGACCACCAAGGUUUCCAUGAGAACGCAACAUAAGCUACAAAAACAAACGAUUGUGUUUCACAAGCACACACAUUUGUGUUUUUGGGGCUCUUUUUUUUUUAAAUACAGAGGGUGUGAACAGGUAUGGGAGAGAGGGGAGAGUUGUUGCGGGUCAUGAAUGUUAUAAAAGUGUGGGGAGGUUCGUCAACGGAUCAUUUCAGAUUGGCAUUUCUCUCACGCUUCGUCACAGUAGAACCAACUGGACAUUGCCGUGUGGUGAGAGUGAACAGGUACAACUUGCCUCGUUCCUUAAAUGCUUUCAUGACAGUUGUUCAUUUCCAAGGUCAAUAUUAUCCAGAGUUAGAAAGAGAAAAAUCGUAGACGGUUAAAAAAGCCAAAAAGUGUUUGAUGCUGAAGCUUAAAAACAGGUCGGUUCCCUCCACGUGGUGACAGUUUGGGCCGUUUGUUUACGCUUCUGAGGCUCGGCUAAGAAGACAAAGACUGUUACACUACGUUACUUUCCUCAGAGUCUACCUUAUGAUGAACCAACUUAACUCAGUGGAUCCUGUGACCAAGUCCUGACAAUGCUUCUUCUGCCAGGAAAACAACCGCACACACACACACAUACACACACACCCACAUACACACAUACACAUACACACAUACACAUACAUACAUACAUACAUACAUACAUACAUACAUACAUACAUACAUACAUACAUACAUACAUACAUACAUACAUACAUACAUACAUACAUACAUGCAUGCAUACAUACAUACAUACAUACAUACAUACACAGUAUUAUGUAAAAAUAUGCGUCGAUCAAUCAAAACAUACACACACUAUAAGUUCACAGGUCUCCAUGGCAUUGAGGGAGGUCAUGUGACAGGAAUUGAGGAGGCGGUCUUAAAAGCAACAUGUGAGAUGUAUAACUAUGUGCAAUACAGAAAAAACCUGAUCUAUACUUUUCACUUAAUAUCCUCCUUAACGUCAAGUACUGAGCGCGUUAUGUACAAAUAUAUUAGUUUAUAUAAAUAUUAUUGUUUUCCUUUCAGUUACAAUGUUCACCAUGCUGCUUAUUAUUAUGGUUAAAAUGUUAUUUACAAUAUUAUAAUUGUUAUCAUUAUUACAUUUAUACCAAUGUAUUUUUUUAUUUGUGAGUGAAGAGGGUUAGUUUAUGUGCGCUGGGUGUGGGGUGUGAUUCAGGGCGGGUGAAACCAUGUGUUUUUCUAGUUGUCUGUUGAGGUGAGUUUGUUAAGAACAUCUGUGGUGGGUUGAAACCUCCCCCCCCUGCGAUCUGGCGGGUCCUGGCCACAGGGGGCGGAGCCAGGAGUACGGAUGAUGGGGGAUGGCUAGAUGGAUGGAUGGAUGGAUGGAGAGAUGAGAUGGAAGAUUGAAUCGUUAGAAAUGGCAGCAGAAAGAUGUCUGACGGGGAUGUUUCCAUAAACAACUUAGAUUAACGCAAACAAAUAUUCACUUCCUAUCUCUUGGACACAACCAAAUAUAUAGUGACCAUGCCCUUGCAUAACAAGGCCGGUGAAUUGGAAAAGGAGAGGAAUUAUUGGGGACAUUAAUGCAGAAUCACUCCCAGUGUGUUUCAAAUAGAAAAGACCACGUCGUGCCAUGUUGUUCACAACCACCCCAAACAUCUCUGUUGCCUCCUGACAAUCAGCCCGUAACAACUCAAACCCAGUGUUUCCAACAGUAUUCUGUAACCAUGGAAACCCCUCCGAUGGCGUGGAUGGUUGAACUUAAUGGCAGGAAGAUGGUUAAUCCAGAGUGUUGUUUGUUUCGCCUGGCAGUGUACUGAAAGGUAUUUUAUUAUUUUCCUGUUUUGGUUAUUUGUUUUAUCAUUUCUAAUGUGCCUUCUAUGUUGGGCAGAACCAACAUACACCACCAUCCUAUUUCAAAACAUGUAUUUAUCCGUUGAAAGCAGAUAUUCACGGUAGUAUUCAGGCUGAGGGCUGUUACAUAUAGUCUGCUCCAGCGGGGAAGAGUUGGAGGUGGCACGGAGUGCCUUGCUCAAAGGGCAUCCUUAAGGGCUAGAGGGUUGCCUGUUGCCCUCCUCACUAGCUCCGCCCACUCACUGCCUCGACCUAUCACAGAGGUUACCUGAGAACCUGAGCGAUUGGAAAUGUUUUGGUGAUGUUUUAGUUCUCUCAAAGUUGGAGAAUGACGACCGACAAUCUUUGACUCAAAUCAAUCUGAAUGUUAGCGAGGUGUGUCCAGCUUCACAUUGUGUUGUUCUUCUUCGUGUAUCAUACAAUUUGUUUCUCCCUGAGUUUAUAUUUAUACAGAUAUACAUAUUUUUUGUAUCUUCGCGUUUUUUGGGGUUUUAAAUUCGCCUGUGCUAAUGUUAACGUGUCUACGCAGUAUUAUCGAUGAUGUGAUUUGGUCAACUAUCUCUUUUUUACAUUUAUAUGUAUUAAUCGAGGAUUUGUAAAAAAAAAAAAAAAAAAAAGCUUUCACUGUCUCAAUGUGUAAAAUAUAUGUAUAAAUUAAAUUAACCAACUUUGA